AUGGGAUCUGAAGGUCCUUCUGCGGCUGUAACAACAGUUUAUAUAACAGGUUUCAAGAAAUUCCAUGGAGUUUCACAUAAUCCAACGGAGACGGUUGUGAAUAAUUUGGUGGAAUAUGUGAAAACGAAGGGUUUGCCGAAAGGUUUAGUUAUUGGGAGCUGCAGCAUUCUUGAUACUGCUGGACAAGGAGGCCUCAUUCCACUGUACCAGACAUUGCAAACUGCCAUUGCUGCUAAGGACUCUGAAUCUUCGAGUUCCAAUAAAAUUAUCUGGCUGCAUUUUGGGGUUAACAGCGGUGCAACAAGGUUCGCUAUAGAGCGUCAAGCUGUUAACGAGGCUACAUUUCGUUGCCCUGAUGAGCUAGGAUGGAAGCCACAGAAAGUUCCAAUUGUUCCUUCAGAUGGCACAGUUUCACAUAUACGGGAGUCUACCCUUCCUGUGGAGGAGAUCACCAAAGCCUUGGCAAAUAAAGGUUAUGAUGUAAUGACAUCUGAUGAUGCAGGAAGGUUUGUGUGCAAUUAUGUUUACUAUCAUUCCCUUCGUUUCGCGGAGCAGAACGGUAUCAAAUCCCUUUUCGUGCACACGCCGCUUUUCUUUACGAUAAAUGAAGAAACCCAAAUGCAAUUUGCUGCUUCCUUAUUAGAGGUACUUGCUACAAUAUGUUAG
This is a messenger RNA of Vicia faba (fava bean), 666 nucleotides long. Lineage: Eukaryota; Viridiplantae; Streptophyta; Magnoliopsida; Fabales; Fabaceae. The record is from the annotation of a GenBank genome assembly.